Messenger RNA from Rhodofomes roseus, 1426 nucleotides. RefSeq lists its product as uncharacterized. Bases 256 to 1290 code for a protein of 344 amino acids. The record is from RefSeq and is a predicted model, not a curated record. NCBI's taxonomy places the organism in Eukaryota, Fungi, Basidiomycota, Agaricomycetes, Polyporales, Fomitopsidaceae. Gene Ontology annotation, molecular function: protein binding. The transcript has 4 exons.
ACGUUAAGAUCCAGACGUGCCCAUCGGGACACCUCAGCAGCAGAAGGCCACUGUUUUGCUGUUUGACUAUCCGACGUCCCUUAUCCCGAGCGAUUGCGACCAAAUCCCUCCCCGCUCUCCCUUGUCGACGUCGCGAAAUCUCUCCUGUUCCUUUACUAUCGCCGUCAUCGGUCGUCGGCUGUAACUUUCUGUGCUUUUCCACGGACGUAGUGCGCCCUUGACCGCCCCCGUGCUCGCUCACAUCGACGCGAGGACAUGGCAGACUCUGACUCCGAAUUCGCUUCGGUUGUCGACGAGAAAGUUGCGUCGCAACCCUUCGACGAUCCGGACGCAGACCUGAUCAUCCGCACGUCGGACGAGGUUGACUUUCGCGUCUACAAGAUCAUCAUGAAGCAUGCCUCGCCUGUCUUCCGCGAGAUGUUCACCCUCCCCGGAAAUGACACAACUGCUUUGUCUGUUGUUGACGUCGCCGAGAACAGUCGGGUGUGGGACUUCAUCCUGCGGAUGUUGUAUCCCGUCGUGCGCCCACUCUCCCUUCCCGCUCCCUCCGACUACCGGCCGCUCUUGGAAGCAGUGCGCAAGUAUGACAUGGCAGGCGUACGCGAAGCCGUCAAACUCGCCAUGAUCGAUCCCGCGGUGCUGAAGACCCAGGCGCUUCGGGUCUAUGCGCUCAGUUGUGCGUAUGGUCUACCUGACGCAGCACGUAUCGCUGCGAAGGCGACCUUCCAGCCGUGGCCGGGCGAUCAGCGCCCGCCGCCCGCUUUCCCCGACAUGGAUUGUAUGUCUGUCACGGCAUACCAUCGGCUAUUGCAGUAUCGCUGGGAUUGUGUCAAAGCUGCGGUUGCUAGCCACCGGGGUCUCUUUGACCCAUUGCCAACGCCUCCGAGUUGGGAUCCCAAGUUGAAGAAGUACCUUCCGAGUUUACCUCAGUGGCCGUGGUUGACGGCAAUAAAGCCAAACCAUUAUUCACAUACCGAUGGCUGCAUGUGCAGCAAGAUUCGGGAGGACAGUGGGAUUCGGUCCUAUGUCGAUCGCUACAUCGGCCGUUCAUCAAAGGUGUUGCGCGCCGAACCAAGCGGUGCGCUCGUCACGACAACGCAGGCGAUCGGACCGAUGCUUAAAGCAGUAGCCGAGUGUUGGGGAUGCAAGGAAAUGGAUUCUGAUGGAUUCGUCCGGUUUGCGGGUGUCUACGCACAGAACGUAGACGCUGCGGUAGCAAGGGUGCGUACAACAGAAGAUGCCAUCUGUCAUCCAUUAACAAAGGACUAUAAGGUCGUACUUGAGGUUUGAAAAUGCGAUGCGAGUCAGACAUCGGGUACGGAGACUAGUAUAAAGGGCCUUUUACACUGUAUAACUUGGUCGGCGCGGAGAAGGUUCAGGCGCAGAGAUGGAUGGGUGCUCAGGCUACUUAGGCGUGUCAAAUACA